AUGCAGGCAUUUGAGCUAAGUGUUGUGAGAACACAGUGGAAAGGUCAGGGCAGCCCCUCACCCGGCGCCAUAUCCCACAACCUGUGCACCGCACUCAUCUUCAGUGGCUUUGUCUCCCUCAUUUGCGAUGCCUUCUACCCUAUCUACUUCCAUCCCCUCAUGCGGCUGAAGGAGUACCGGAAGGAACAAACCAUAAAUCGAGCUGGUACUGUUCAAGCAGAUGGGCAGUCACCAGGGUUAAAAGUGUGGUCUGAUCCAUUUGACAAGAAAUAA
Choloepus didactylus (southern two-toed sloth) is the source of this 273-nucleotide messenger RNA. Its product is annotated as small integral membrane protein 20-like. The transcript has 2 exons. Bases 1 to 273 code for a protein of 90 amino acids. NCBI's taxonomy places the organism in Eukaryota, Metazoa, Chordata, Mammalia, Pilosa, Megalonychidae. Gene Ontology annotation, biological process: mitochondrial respiratory chain complex IV assembly. Gene Ontology annotation, cellular component: mitochondrial inner membrane. The record is from RefSeq and is a predicted model, not a curated record.